UGCCUCUAUUUCAUCCCUGUCUAUAAAGAUAGCUGGAAUCGUCUAGUCAGGCAAGUCAAGGUGAGAAAGGAGAGAAAAAUGGACUCUGUUUUUGUGCCUGGUGCUCUUGGAUUAAUUGGAGAGUUAGACAAAAAAUUGCUUGUUGUUAUGAGAGAUGGCAGAACAUUAAUUGGCAUUUUGAGAAGUGUGGAUCAGUUUUCAAAUCUACUGCUGCAAGAAACCAUUGAAAGGAUUCAUGUUGGGAAGGAAUAUGGAGAUAUACACAGGGGCAUUUAUCUUGUUAGAGGAGAAAAUAUUGUUUUGCUAGGAGAAAUUGAUGAUGAAAAAGAAGUUAAGUCUCCCUUGCGUGAAGUUUCAGUAAAAGCAAUAUUAGAAGCCCAAAACGAGGAACAGAAUUUGAAGGAGGAAAAAGAAAAAGCUAAAUACAGGGCGCGUUUAGACAGAGGACUUGCACCUUAUAUGCCAGACAUGGGCCUUGAUGAUUACUCAUAGAGUUCAUGGCCCCAAAA
Messenger RNA from Rhopilema esculentum, 509 nucleotides. Its product is annotated as U6 snRNA-associated Sm-like protein LSm1. The record is from RefSeq and is a predicted model, not a curated record. Gene Ontology annotation, molecular function: mRNA binding. Gene Ontology annotation, biological process: deadenylation-dependent decapping of nuclear-transcribed mRNA. Gene Ontology annotation, cellular component: P-body; Lsm1-7-Pat1 complex. Lineage: Eukaryota; Metazoa; Cnidaria; Scyphozoa; Rhizostomeae; Rhizostomatidae.